Epinephelus fuscoguttatus (brown-marbled grouper) is the source of this 5098-nucleotide messenger RNA. RefSeq names its product thyroid stimulating hormone subunit beta a (gene tshba). The coding region runs from base 263 to 703 and encodes 146 amino acids. Gene Ontology annotation, cellular component: cytoplasm; extracellular region. The transcript has 3 exons. Gene Ontology annotation, molecular function: hormone activity. The record is from RefSeq and is a predicted model, not a curated record. Gene Ontology annotation, biological process: G protein-coupled receptor signaling pathway. Lineage: Eukaryota; Metazoa; Chordata; Actinopteri; Perciformes; Serranidae.
AGAUUUCCUUGGUUAGUGUAUUAACUUUGUUCAUGAGGGAAAUCAUUAAUUCAUGUCAUCCACUAAAUGGACUAAAAGUUCAGGUCUUCUUGUCGUCACAGGUAGAAGAUAGCUGCUACCUUGGAUACAGCCGGAUUACAUAAUGUUUGUAUAAAUACUGCUCAGGGGGAUGUUCAGACUCACAGCAUCAUCAGGCCUGCAGGUGCCUCAGGGUCUCUAGAGCAGGUCCAAAAUUGACUGGGGAAAAAUACCAUUGCUCAGCAUGGAAAGUGCAGUGUUCUCCUGCUGGCUCCUUUUCCUGAUGUUCAGCCCAGCUGUUCCCAUGUGUUUACCCACUGACUUCACCCUGUAUGUGGAGAGGCCAGAGUGCGACUUCUGUGUGGCCAUCAACACGACCAUCUGCAUGGGCUUCUGCUACUCAAGGGACAGCAACAUGAGGGAUAUACUCGGCCCACGCUUCCUUAUCCAGAGAGGCUGUAGCUAUGACAAGGUGGAAUACCGCACAGCCAUACUGCCCGGCUGUCCGGUCGAUGCCAAUCCCAUCUUCACCUACCCCGUGGCUCUCAGCUGCCACUGCGGUGCCUGCAAGACUGACAGCAAUGAGUGCGCACACAGGGCCAGUGUGGACGGAGCUAGGUGUACCAAACCAGUAAGCCGUAUCCACCCAUAUCCUGGCCAAAACAACUACAUGAUCCCUUUCUGAUUCUUCUCUUGUUACCAGCAUGUCCCUUUAUUCUUUGUUAAAAUUACCAAACUAAUACUGCACAACCCAUGAAGAGACAAACGUCAUUCUCUAGCUUGUGCUGAAUAUAGUAAUAUCUGUCUGUUCUGGUACUUAUUGUUCCAGCAUGAUUUACUGUGUCUUUGUUGCCCAGCGUGUCUGCACUCUUCUCAGUUUACAAUAGGGGGGGUUUGAUCCCGGAGCGUAUUUUUGCCUGCGUCAUUAUUUAUCCUCCUGUGCUGUACACUCCUGUGUGUGUGACUCCCAGACUUACUGUGUUUAAAGGGAUACUCUGAAUUCAACCCAAUUAAAGCUAAAGUCUUUAAAUAGCUCUCUGACUAAGCUGUGCUUCACUUAAUCACAUCCUGUGCCAAACCAUACUGGAGCUUUCUGUUGACUACAUAAACACACAAAGCCGAGACGCUCCACAAUGUCACCUCAGGAUCCUAUAUUUGCCUCAGCAGACAUUGCAGAAGGCACGUGACUGUUGACACACCACCUCUGGGUAAAUAGAUUAUCAGUGAGCAUGUCGAACCUCAAAGUUUGGGCACACAAGAGUCACCAAACACCAAAAUUAUAGUGUGACUCCAUUAUCCGUUGAGUAAGAUUGUCUCAUCUCCAGCAGAGCUUAUGUGUGUAGUUUCCCAUUCUCAAAGGGAAUCUGGGAAGACAGCUGGAGCCUAUGAAUAGCACAGCAGCUCAGAGUGGGAGAAUGCAUGAUAAGUCCAUCAUGUGGAUCUCUGUGACAUUGCUCUCUCAUCCCAGUAUUUUAUAUUAUGUCCUUUUUAUUAAAGCAUUCUUCUGUUGGUAAGUUUCUAUAUUAAAGUGUAUCUGCUGAUGUUUGAACUAUUUUGUUAGGCUCAGACUGUUAUACAAUAACUGAGCCUCACUAAAGGCCUGAAAACAUCAGAUUUGGGAGGAUAGCACAGAGAGCGAAGAUCAUUUUCUGUCUCACUUUAUCAGUCAACAGGGGUGAUCACCAUCUGCAUUCCUCCACAUAUCAAGUUAUGCCUUGGUGCCACUGAUGCCUGACAUGAUUCAUAAAAUUACAAACCCUGAAAGAAUCUUCAAUGGGAGGUGUGUUUUGGGGGCCGGUGUGGAACAAAGUAGGUAAGGGCGAGCUGACUGUCUGGGGUUAAAGUAUGGAUGUAAAGCCAGUUUGUAAAAUGCUGAGGAAGCUUGUGCUGCUUCUGACAAGCCAGCACUCUGUUUAACCUUGCAGUCAGCUGACAAAAUGGCCAUUCAGGGAUCUGUAGACAGUGUUUAUUUCUUUGUCUAUCAGUGUCAAAACUGCUUCUUUAACUUUGACCCACUUGUUAAAAUGUGAUUGUUGUUGUUAAAAUGUUUAAUGCUUGUUCAUAUCCCAAUUUGGGAGUAUGUUUAACUCUGCAAAGGAGUGCCAAUUUUUAUCUUACGAAUGUCCAUAAAACAUACCGGGAGAACAAUGAUCUAUAUAGUCUACAAACUCAUAAACCUACAUAACUGGAGAGUUAAUAAUGGUGUAUACUUCAUACAAACAAGUUGACCUGAUAUAACUCUAAAAUUGUCAGACUGGUGUGGGACAAUGGUUUGAAUUGCCCAGCUGAAAUUCCCUGUGUAGUGGUGUUUUGAAAACCGUUAAUACCCUUAUGGAAAAAGCAGUGGAUGAAAUGGAAUUUGCUUCCAUCAGCACUCUAACAGAAGCAGCUAUGUGGCACACAUACCGAUCACUCUUUCAUUCAAACCAUUUUGUUUGUGUUGUGUUUAUUCAACUAGAAAAAAUGUGAGAACUUUUAAAGCCAUGCUCCGGGGAUGGCAGUGUCAGGUGGUCCGUCCACCACUUCAGUCUAGACUGAAAUAUCUCAACAACUAUACAGACAUUCAUGGUCCAUUCACAAUCCCCCAACUUUACGUUUAGUGCCACAAACAGGUUGACAUUUUUGUUUUUUAGUGACGUGUCUCGUCACCUAUGGAGAGAUUGUCAUGAACUUUGGUACAGAUACUCACAGUGCCCUGGUGAUGUGUCCUAUUAACUCUGGUGUGCCCCUAACCUCCUGUUGCGCCCUCAUCUGGUCAAAAUUUUACUUCAUAUCUCAGCAUCUACCUGAUGGAUUUGCACAAUUUUAUGCAGACGUUCUUGGUUCCCAGAUGAUGGAUCCUAAUAAUGAUUCCCUGACUUUUCCUCUAGCACCACCGUGAGGGUCAAAUGUGUGGUUUUGAGUGAAAUUCCUCCACAAUUUAUCUCACACAUUGCCAUGAAAUUUAGUACACACAUUCAUGUCUCUCCUCAGGAUCAAUUGUAAUAACUUAAGUGAUCCCUUAACCUCCUUUAGCUUCACUAUCAGGUCAACAUUUUAACUUGCAACCUGCAAAACUAACUCAUGUUCACCCCCAAUUAGCUAAUGAUAGCACGCUAACACACUGAACUAAAAUGUGUUAGCAUUUAUCUCCCAGAGCCAUGGUGCUUAAGUACAACCCAGUUACCAUAUAUAAAGAUGUACAACGUAUGGCCUCACUUCCGGGGCGCUGUCAUUUCAUCCAUCUUUAUUAUACUGUGUAUGAUACAGCCUAACAGAGCUGCUAGCAUAGCUUAAUAGCCACUGGGACCUUGUGACUGUACCUUGAUAUCAUUGCAACAGAUUUACAUUAUGACGGCCGAUGCCUUUUAUAAUUUUGUCUGAUUGCUAUAAUUCCUAGAUUACACGACAGCUUAACCAAACUGUGCAAGUGCAUAUCAUACGGUAAAUGUUCUUAAGUAUCAUUCAAAAGUUUUUCUUAGUGAACUGAUGAGGUUAUAUUUAAAUACAAAAUAUAAUGAUCAAAGUAACCCAGGUUUAAAUUAAUAGAAUUGAAUGGAACAGAAUGAAUUACAUAAGAACACACGGCAUGAGAAUAGUGAUGUAGGUGUGAGAGUGCUCCCGAUGGAAAAACUGCAUUCUUUACCUGUCAGGGAACCUCCCACCUUUACACAACUUUUCAGCUACUAACCUGCAAGUCACUGUGGCUUGGAAUGUGUAUACCUUUUAAAACCAAAGUCUUAGAUAAACCAGUUUCAAUCCUAACAAGAUCAACAAAGGGAGGAGGCUUCUAGAAGCCUCUUGUAAUUAUCCGUAGUAUGCACCCAGGACAUGGUAUGGUGAGCAUGUGCUACUGAAACGUAUUCAGUAGUAUUUACCAGAUGGUGUGAUAAUACUCUGGAAAGCCCCUUUUGAUAUUCAAUAGGCUGCCUUUUGUUCCUGAUUUAAUCUUGAGGAGAGAUAGACUGUGUUUGUCUUACCACAUUGAUACCUUUUUUUCAAAAAUGAUCUUUAUUUACCUAAGGUGAAGUUACCGGCUACAACUCUUUUUCAGCAAAACCUACAUUUGAUACGUAGCUGCACACAAACACACCUGAGAGUUCAGUGCCUUCCUCAUGGACACCUUAACAAAGACGGGCAUGAAGAGGGGUGAAACUUGUUCUGCUUUGUUGUCUUUGUUUUAUCUGUAGCUGUCGCUUCUGUUUAGGUACACUGAGAGCAGCAAAAAGCCAAGUCCAACUCUCUGUAUGUGUACACAUACUUGGCCGUUACCCCAACCACAUUUACUCUGCUGAGGGUUGACAUGAAGGAACAAGGACCAGCUGUUGGUGGAGGAAGUAUUCAGAUACUUUGCUUGCGUGAAAUUAGCAGAACCACAAUUUAAAGAUACACCUUUACAAGUAAAAGUCCUGUAUUUAAAACUGAGCUUAGUAAAAGUGUGUACAAGCAUUAUCAACAAAAUGCAGUUAAAAGUAUCUAAACUAAAAGUACUCCCAAGGCAUCAAAAUUGGCCCUAUAGUUUUUAUGUACCACAUUAGUUAUUAUUAUCGUUAUGCUUUACAAUUUAAGCACUUGAGAGAGAUAAGUGUAACUCUAGUCCCUUUCCCACUGCACAAAAACACUUGCUAACAUCUGGUUUUGUAAUGAAAUGGGAAAAAUUACAAUCAGCAUUCACACCGGGGUCAAAUAACUCUGCAGUACUCUCGGGUAUUUAUCAGCUCCAGCUUUAAUGGAGACACAACACCCCGGGGAAUGUGCUAAUUUCAGCCCCUUAACUGGCGAGAUGCAAUGUUGCACCAUCACAAAAUACCAUCCAUCUCCACCCAAGCAGUACUGAAACAUCGAUCCAAAAUAGUCUGCACAGAGACUAAAUAAGUUAGAGAUAAAUUUAAAAAAAAAAGAACCAGCGUAAGGUUUUCACAGGCCACCAUGCUGCUCUCCACUGUUUACUGACCUGUUUUCUGGCUUGUCUGUGACAUCGAACAUGACACACUAAAUACGCCCCCACACAAACAGAAAGCCAAACUUGUCUCCUGCAGGGCCAUGUGCAUAGCUGGGUCUACUGGCAAUGGGAAAGGAGUGUAUUGCCUAUUUUUAGCAG